This is a messenger RNA of Lactuca virosa, 288 nucleotides long. The record is from the annotation of a GenBank genome assembly. NCBI's taxonomy places the organism in Eukaryota, Viridiplantae, Streptophyta, Magnoliopsida, Asterales, Asteraceae.
AUGAAGAUGACAUGCAUGUAUGUCGGUGUGGAGAACAGCAAGCAGGUGAUCCAGGAGCAAGUUGUCGCCGGAAAGUCUGUCUCUUGGGAAUCGGACGCUACUACGGAGCAUGCUCAGGCGAUGCAUGAUGCUAUAAAAUCUUUCAUCCAGACAAACUUUUCCUCCUACCUUCGCCUGGGUGAGCUAGACAUAGGGGGCCUUCGUCAGAUGUGUGAUGAACCUGACUCCGAGGAAGGCCAUUCUGAAGGUGACGCUUCUCACGCCGGACCUUCCUCCGCCCCCCAGUAA